AUUAAUCCUUCCUUCUUAGACGAUAAACAUUAUUGGUGAGAAAAACUGUCAAUACUGGUAUGAAAAUUAUAUUACAUGUGGGAUGCAGAAGAAAAAAAAUGCAUAUAAUCAUGGAUUAGACUAUGUGAAAGUGAAAUAUCUGACAUUUAUUUGCAUGUAAAAGAAAACAGAUAGCUUUUAUUACAUGGCAUUAGGUUGUUUACAAAAGUUUUGAUGGAUAUUUUAUUCCUUUCAGAAUUCAAAGCUGAAACAAAAUUAUGACUGCAAAAUUAUGUUAUCUUAUGAAAGUGAUAUUCAAAAUUAUGCAAUAUAGCUGAGACAUUCUAAUGCAAAAUUAGAUAAUUUCAUUAAGGACACAUUAGACUUUAUAGUUUCUGUGGAUUAAUUUUCAACAUGUCUUUUCUAAAGGAUAAUAUAAACAUGCUCGUAAGCAACAUAUUAAGAACAGACGACCUUCCACCAGUUAGACCCACUAUUAGUAGAAGUAUGACACUGUCAGCUGGCAGCGAUGAUGUAUUUCUUGAAGACGAUGACUCGAGUACUACACAGUUUACGUCACUGAAGUCCAAACCUGAAGAGAGCAACAGAAGCAGCACUGGGUCGUUUGUCAUACUAGGCCUUAUAUUUGUAACAUCUAUUGUAGCUUUAGGGAUUGUUUAUCUAAACUUCCCUAAGGUUGAAGAAUCAGAAAAGCAGCAUAUAAAAUUACCUAGAGAUAUAGAGGACGCUAAGCGAUUAGGAAAUGUCUUAUCUAGAUAUAAGGACAAAUUUUAUAUACAGGUGUUAGGUGCUUAUUUCAUAACAUAUAUAUUUUUACAAUCAUUUGCUAUACCAGGAUCCAUAUUUCUCAGUAUACUCUCAGGAUUCCUGUUCCCAUUUCCACUGGCAUUAUUUUUAGUAUGUUUGUGUUCUGGUUUAGGAGCUUCAUUUUGUUAUUCAUUAUCAUAUCUAGUAGGGAAACGAUUAGUCGUGAAGUAUAUACCACAGAGAGUUAUAGAAUGGCAAUCUCAUGUAGAUAAACACAGAGAACAUUUGUUGAACUACAUCAUAUUUUUGAGAAUUACACCAUUUUUACCCAACUGGUUUAUAAACAUUACGUCACCAGUCAUAAAUGUUCCAAUUGUACCAUUCUUUGUUGGAACAUUUUUAGGUGUUAUACCACCAUCAUUUAUUGCAAUACAAGCAGGUACAACGCUACAUCAGCUGACAUCAUCCAGUGACAUGUUAUCGUGGACUUCUAUAGGCAUGCUAGCAUUGUUUGCUGUUAUAUCUUUACUACCUGUGAUAUUCAAGAAAAAAAUACAAGAAAAAAUAGACUGAGAUUUGAAUAGAUUUUGUAAAUCUGAUGCAUUGUUUGGGAUUACUGGUGGAUAUUUUUGUUAUGCAUUGUUUAUUAUUGAUAUGUAUAUCUGUUUUAUUGUAUCCAUUUUAUUUCAACAUCUAAAUUAAAUCCUUGAGCUACUGAAUAUCCGUAUAUGCUGACUAGUGAUGAACCUUGUAUAAAUCAACGUCAAUAACUAUAAUGCAUUUUGUCCUGAUUGUACAAAUUUUAUACAUAUGUUAACCAAAAAAAAAGCUAGGCACUUCUAAGUGUGUGCAAUAUAAAUAUAGAUUGCUUACUGUGCCACGAUGUUUUACUUUUCCCCUGUCAAAAAGUAGGAUAACAUUCUCAAUAAAUAUAUUUUACUUUAAAGAAAAAAAGCUUUCAUAUAAUUCCUGAUUAUUAUACAGUUUUUAAAAGAACAGUUACUCUGAAAAAAAAUAUUGAAAUAAGAAAGACCAUUGGACACUUUCUCUGUUAAUGAAUACCAUUUCUGGCCAUUUGUUUGUUUUUCAAUAAACACAAUGUGAUUUGCUUGUGCUUGGCUCUGUAUUGUAUAAAAUUCAAUUAUAUUGCCAAGCUUCUUUCCUAUGGUCUGAUCUUGCCUUGUUGACAGUUUGAAAAAAAUGACCUUGCCUUUUCAACUUUUCUUAAAACAUAGACAAAUCUUUAUUGAAUAUCUAGAGAAGAAUAGGAAAUGUUGACUGUAAAAUGUCUAAAAAUCUAUUGAAAAAUAUUCUAUAUCAUAAAUAAUUCAACAUUUCCCUGGUUGUGUUAUAUUUUUUAUGCAUUCAUCUAUGACAUAUCCCAUUGAAUACAUUUAAAAAAUGUUUUUAUAAAAAUAAACUCUUCAGGAUUUGAUAUAGGAUUUGUAUUGUCUAAACAAAAAUUAAGAGAGAUAAGAGACCUGUUGAGUAUGUUUUAAAAAACUGAGGACCAUAAAUUUGUUAUUAUAUACCAUAUCCUUAUUUUGACAAAUACUUGACCGUGAAACUUUUAUUUAUAGUAAUGAAGAUUAUUUUAUCGAUGCAAAAUUAAUUAUUGAGAAAUAUGAAGAAAUUCAGUGUUAAGGGCAUACGAUACAGAUUUGAUCCCACGGUGAAUUUUUGACGAAAGUUUGCAUGCAAGCUAUUUUUUACCUAGUCAAUUCAAAUAUGUAAUAAAAAAUAUAUACCUUCAUGGUCUACUCUCAGAAAUAAAUUGGGUCGAAAUUUUAGAAAUUUACUGGAAAUUUUGGUUUCUUGGACAUUUCUAUCAUUUGGAAAGACAUACUUAACUUUUUCGUUUCAAAAGGUAACAGCAAGCGAAGUUUUGUAAAAGCAUCUGGAAUAUCUUCUCUACAUAAGUGUGCUUUGAAUUUAUGUAACAAUUCUUUGGACAAUAUUCAUUUUUGUCACAUUUUCAUGAUUUUAGUCAAAGAACAGCAUUUUUUGCUGUAUAUUUAUCGAAUCUAAAAAAAUUUCAUCUGUGAUUUUUUCAUAAGAAUUGGCACAAAUAAUCUUCAUGUAUAAUCAAGCCAAAUGUCAUUUUUUAAAAAGAAGGGUCCAUGAACUCCUUUUCAAGUUAAAUCGGUUUAAAUGAUAAAAAUCUGUCUAAAAGGCAUCUUUUCCCGAUAUGUCACAGUUUGACGUCGUGAAAAAUAACAUUUUACAUUAGCAAUGUCAUUACCUCCCCUGUAACUGUAUCAUAUGCCCUUAAAUUCUUCAAAUUAAAAUACAGUGAAUCCAGUUUAAACCAGAUUAAUCAGAAGCGAUUUUGUUCUGAUAAGACAGAUAUUUGGUUUACACAGGUUGAAAUAUCAAAGAAUGUUAAAUUUACCCAUAAACAAUGCAUGCAUUUAGUUUAGACAAGGGUUUAUGUAGAGUAAUGUAAAGACCAGUUUCACUGUAUUAAGCUAGUCAGAUUUUAUAUACAUGUUAUAUUUAUUCGAGUAAAAUAUAUGUAUGAUCCCAGAAUAUGAUGUAGUUUGACAGAAUUGUUUCUGUAGAUAUACCUCAGAUUAUUAUAGUUCUCUGAUAUUGUGUAUGGUGUGUGUAGUUGUUCAAUUAGGUAAUGAAUUUGUUAACUGGCAUUUAAUUUUAUGUUAAUUUAAACAGAUAUAUGUAUACAGAAUUAUUUUUUAUUUCACAUUUUUAGUUCCUUGAAUUAAAUAAUUAUGAGGUCAAAUCAACAUAAGCUUGACUGUCAAAAACAAAAGCCUUAAGCUAGCCAUAUGACCAACAACCUUAUUGAAAAAAAAAAAUAUUAUCUUCAAAGAUUACUUAGGUACUGGUAUAUCAGAUCCAUAUAAUUCCACUCAAACUUUUGCAGACGGAUGUAAAUAAGUAACUUCAUUUUUUGUUACCUUUAAAAUUCAUUACUUUUGCUAUUAUGAUUUAGAAUAAUAUUUAUUAACAUGAGAUCAUUGUAUAUAUGGUAUACAAACUAUUUUAAUAGCUGUUGAAAUUAGCUGCUGAUGUUUUGUGUUUUGUCAAAUUAGUAUUUAUUGUAUUUAUUGUUUUUGGAACUUAAGGUGCUAAUAACUUUGUUGGUGGUGCCAAUUCAUUAUGUAUUGUUUAGAAUUGUUCUUCAUUAUUUCAAAUACAUUUGUUAAAAGUUCAAUACUCACUCUACAUUAUAACAAAAGAUACACAAGAGUAUACUUGAGGUAGAGUUACACAGUUUUUAAUCAAUAUGAUUGAAAAACAAAUCCUGUGUUCAGGCUUUGCUUUUAGGAUCUUACAAUGAAUGCUCUAUUCAAUUUUCUAUUUUAAUGAUUAUUACAUCACACAAUGAAAUUUCUGCCUUCAGAUUUUUCAAUGUACAUGUUAUUAUGAUUAAUCAAGAGAAUUCAGAAAAAAACCUUGGGUUUGAAAGUAAAACAGAGCAUUGUUUGAUCCUUGUAAGAAAAACUGGUACUCAAUGAAUAAUUCAACCAAUCCAUAAUAUUUUUCAUCAGAGUUGUGGACCAAGCUUUGCCUUAUUUAUGUAUAUUACAUCCUCUUUUUUAACUGUCAUUCAUCCAUGAUUUUAAUCUUUAAUGCAUUAUUUUCUUUUUAAUUAAAAAAAAAAGAGUAAAUAGAAUGUAUUCAUUUGAAAAAAAAAUCCUUUUAAGUAUUCCUUUUCUUUUAUAUUGGAACACUUUAACCACCAGUAGAUAAAUUCCACUUGUGUUGACCAAAACCUAUAAUUGCCACAUUAGAUUUUUUAAAACAUAAUUGAUUUUAUUGUACAUUGAGUAUUUGAAACAUUUAUAAGAUGUUUUGGCCACUGUCCAGUUUCUGUUAUCUAUCUAAGCUACAAGGAAGAUAAGUUACUUUCAUUUUUUUUCAUAAUAGAUUAUGAGAGUGAUUUGUCUACAAUGUUGUUUUGAAAGAUAACUGAGAAACUAAAGAAGGCAAGUGGCCAAAAUGUCUUAUAAAUGGUUUAUCUACUACAAUAAUAUAAAACAGAGGUCGACUUAACAAAAUUUAAAAGUAUGGCCAAUAGGGCGCAUUAGAACGUAAAUUUAAUGGCCCAACUCAAAUAAAAUUUGCCCUAAUACAUGUAAUACUAUCUAAGUGAAAAUAUAGUCAAAUGUAAUGACCAAUGGGGCCAGUAGUCUUUAUGUUCAACUGGCCCUAUCGAAAUUCUACUGGCCUUGGGUCAGCGGGCCAGUGCUUAAGUCCAUCCCUGUAAAAUGAAUUCCCUUUUGGAAUUUUUACACAAUAUUUGAUUUUCAUUUCUUUCCAUUAUUAUUACAAUACAAUUUGUUAUAUGUUCCAUGUUUCACUAUACUUGUAAAUUAAACAUUUAUUUAUUAGAAACUUUAUGAAUCUCAGCACAUUGUGUUAUAAUCCAUGGUGUGAUUGAAAAAUAUAAAAACUUUUUAUCUAAAAAAAAAUACAGUAAUCAAAUUAAAAAAAAUACUGCUAUUAUGUUUUUAUUUGAAUUUUGAUUUUUUUUUUUUUUUUACAAGGGCUGUUAAAAAAUUCAAUGUCAAGGGAGGAGUGAUGGGUGUCAGGAGGCACUUAUUACAACCAAAGCCAUCAAUAAUAUAACUCUAAAAACAUUCCGACUGAUUCUUAAAGCUGAUGUCAAAACAUACAAUCACCAGUCAAAUUUGUGUAUCUCGACUUAUAUGGAAUAGAUCUAACUGAAAAAUAGACUGUAAAGAAUAUUAUUCAAUGAAAUUCUUUAUCAUGUUUAAAAGCUGUUCAACAUUUCUUUUCAAAAUUUUUUGGGUAUUUUUUUAAAAGUAUUUUCUAAUAAAAAAUAACUGAUUUAAAUGUGUUUAAUAAUUGAAUAAUUUUGUCAAAAGAGAUCAAAAGAAUAAAUUUCUAAACAAAAGAAACUAAUUAAGUUUAUUGUUUCAAAUAGAAAUUAAGGGCAUUGUCAAAAUUAAUAUUUGAGAUUUAUUCCACAAAUAUAGUGUAUAGUGGGUUUUGUAAGGCUUCAUACACUGCUAAAAUGAUAUGUACGAAGCAGAAAUUUUUAUUCUUACAAUGUUCUACAUCAAGUAAACUUGUAUUUUGGCUUUUAUAAACUAAAUCUUAAGAGUAUCUAUAUAUAAGAGUAAAUUAUAGCAUACUGAAGACUUUGUAAUAAUAUGUUAUCAUUUCUAUUCAUCCUUUUAAUUUAGUAUUAAGAACUAAUAAAAAUAAUAGGUCUUUUA
Messenger RNA from Mytilus californianus (California mussel), 5954 nucleotides. RefSeq names its product transmembrane protein 41B-like. Lineage: Eukaryota; Metazoa; Mollusca; Bivalvia; Mytilida; Mytilidae. The coding region runs from base 394 to 1320 and encodes 308 amino acids. Gene Ontology annotation, cellular component: endoplasmic reticulum membrane. The record is from RefSeq and is a predicted model, not a curated record. The transcript has 7 exons.